Aplysia californica (California sea hare) is the source of this 744-nucleotide messenger RNA. RefSeq names its product ninein-like protein. NCBI's taxonomy places the organism in Eukaryota, Metazoa, Mollusca, Gastropoda, Aplysiida, Aplysiidae. Gene Ontology annotation, molecular function: calcium ion binding. Gene Ontology annotation, biological process: microtubule anchoring at centrosome. Gene Ontology annotation, cellular component: centrosome. The record is from RefSeq and is a predicted model, not a curated record.
CAAAACAUUGUGUAUUUCUAUUUUUUAGAUUUCUUUGAUGCACUGCUUAAAGAAAAUUAAGGACCAAUCGUUCAAAGUAAUGAGUGAAAAUUUGAAAUAAUUAUCAACUCUCUGUUAACUGACUUGAACUGGCAUCCAAAAAACCUGUGUGUACUCGACGAAAAGAUAGACUACUCUUAAUAACUCGAAUUACAAAAGCCCAGAAGCACAGCUUUGAAGUGUAUUGUAGGGUUGAUUGUCAACAGGCAAUGAAAGCCGAAGAUGGCCUCCAGAAGAUCUCUGGACAGUGGCCGUGCUGAGUAUGAGACAAGACUUCAAGAACUCUUUGAGGAAAGUGAUGUGACUGACAAAGGCUACCUAGACAGAGAGGAAGUCAAUGCUCUGUGUUCUAGACUGCAGUUGGGUAGACUAAAAGACAAAGUUGUGCAAGCCUUGCAAGGAAGAAGUGUAGACAAAAACAAGGUUGUCUACGAGGAUUUUCGGCAUGUGUUCUUCGCCUUGUUGGAGGAACUUGAGGCACAGCAGACCAAAAGCCCUCGAAGGUCCUCGUUAAAGGCUGAUUGCCUGGAAGAACCGGAACCGUCCCCCAAAGCCACGCCCAAACUCGUCAUAGGAAGGAAGAAAUAUGGCCGUCGAUCCUUACCCUUCAACCGCGAGACAGACAUGAAGAGUCCGGGCCCAGAGGGCUCCUACAGUCAAUUCCUGCAGGACCUUAGCACCAACGACCGGUCGUCGCCGUGUGUG